AUGCGAAUAAACUACCUGGAACUUGAGCUGCUACAGAAAGACAAAGUACUAGAAGCUCGGGAACUUCAGUUGCAACAUCUGCAGAGGGAGUUAGAUGCCAAGGUCUCCCAAAUUGACAAACUCCAGGAUGCUAUAGGCUACAACAGCAGCUUUGGAUGUGCAGCACCAGGACUGUGCCACCACCGCUUCAGUGUAAUCAAUCAAGGACCCAGUCGUUUCCAAAAGGCCGCCGUGGCGGUCCACCAAAGACUUAAAGCCAAGGAAGGUGUCUCUGCUGAGCCUACUUCUGAUUACUUCUGUGGGGGGCUAAGACCUACUCACAUUUCUGUGGUGAAGCCUAUACACAAAGACUCGGAAAUUAAAAAGCUCAUGAAUGACGCCAUGACAAACAAUGAUUUCCUUAAGAGAUUGGAGCCACAACACACAAGGGAAAUGGUUGACUGUAUGUAUGAGAAGGUGUACACGAAAGGACAGCUUGUCAUCCAGGAGGGGGAAUCUGGAAACUUCCUAUAUGUCUUAACAGAUGGCUUGCUGGAAGUCAUCCAAAACGGCAAACUGCUCAGUGAGAUGCAUCCUGGAACAGCAUUUGGAGAAUUGGCAAUAUUGUAUAAUUGCAAAAGAACAGCCACCGUAAAAGCUCUGACGGAGUCCCACAUAUGGGCUUUGGAUCGUCAGACUUUCCAAGCAAUCAUGAUGCGGACUACACAAGCCCGGAAUGAGGAGUAUUUCAGCUUUUUGCGCAGUGUGUCUCUACUUCAGGAAUUGCCAGAAGAGAAACUUGCCAAGAUUGUUGAUUGCCUUGAAGUUGACUAUUUUCAAAAGGGAGAGUACAUUAUUCGUGAGGGGGAAGAUGGUGACACGUUCUUUAUCAUUGCAAAAGGAGAAGUUAUUGUGACACAAAGCACAGAAGGCUUUGCUGAACCUCAGGAAAUCAAGACCCUCGGAGUUGGAGACUACUUUGGAGAGAAAGCUCUGAUCAGUGAAGAUCUUCGUUCAGCCAACAUCAUCUGCAAUGAAAAUGACACACACUGUUUAGUGGUUGACAGAGACAACUUUAACCAGAUGGUUGGAACCUAUGAGGAACUUCAGGCUUACCUGAAGGAAUAUGUAGAGGAACUUUCAAGGAGUGACGAGAAGCGAAACGCUCUGCCACAUUCACCCCAGAUUGAUUCUGCAGAAGCCCAAGAGCUGAGAAGGUUAAAGGAGAGGAUUGCCCUAAUACCACAUAAUCAACCUUUCCAGCAAUUGGAGGUGAUAGCGACUCUUGGCAUGGGAGGAUUUGGACGAGUGGAGCUGGUGAAGCUGAAGGACGAGGACACUACAUUUGCACUGAAAUGUAUUAAGAAGAAGCAUGUUGUGGACACCAGACAACAGGAACACAUUUACUCAGAGAAGAACAUUCUUCAGCACGCCAAUUCGGCUUUUAUCAUCAGGUUAUUCAGAACAUUCCGCGACAAUAAGUAUGUCUACAUGUUGUUGGAAGUGUGUCUUGGAGGAGAGCUGUGGACUGUGCUGCGUGACAUGAACUAUUUUGAUGAAUCGACUGCAAGAUUUUGCACUGGUUGCGUCCUAGAGGCUUUUGAUUAUCUCCACACUAUGGGUAUUAUAUAUAGAGACCUCAAACCCGAAAACCUUCUUCUUGAUGCAAAAGGAUAUGUCAAAAUGGCAGACUUCGGGUUUGCGAAAAAGAUUGGUCUUGGAAAGAAGACCUGGACAUUCUGUGGAACACCUGAAUAUGUGGCUCCAGAGGUCAUCAUGAACAAAGGCCAUGACUUUGGAGCUGAUUGCUGGUCUUUGGGAAUUCUCAUAUUCGAACUUCUUACUGGCAAUCCUCCAUUUGCUGGAUCAGAUCCCAUAAAGAUCUACACAAUGGUCCUCUAUGGCAUUGAAAAGGUGGACUUCCCCAAGAGAAUAGGCAAGCGUCCAGAUGACCUUAUCAGGAGACUCUGCAAGCUAAACCCAGUGGAGAGAGUGGGGAACAAAAAGAAUGGAAUCAUUGACAUCAAGAAACACAAAUGGUUCCAGGGCUUUAACUGGGAGGGGUUAAGACGCCACAAGCUCCUGUCUCCUUUGAAGAGAGAGCUUAACAGCCCAAUGGAUCACAGUCACUUUGACAUCUUUCCUCCUGACACAGAAGUGACCCCUGAUGAGACAUCUGGCUGGGAUAAAGACUUCUGA
Molecule: messenger RNA, 2178 nt
Organism: Nerophis lumbriciformis (worm pipefish)
Lineage: Eukaryota; Metazoa; Chordata; Actinopteri; Syngnathiformes; Syngnathidae
Source: RefSeq, a predicted model, not a curated record